ACCACUGUUGUCCAUUCAGCAUCUCUGUCCGUCUCCUCAUCCGUUCUCGAACUUUCUCCCCCACAACCCCCCUCCGAUUCCUCCCAACACAUUCACUCUCUCCGCCCAUCCCGAAGAGAGCUGCCUGUCUGUCUGUCUUUCACCUCUUGCCUCCAGUUAUCAUCUCCCCUUUUUCUGCAACAGUCUGCUUUGCUUUGUGUGUGCACGCUGCAUCAUGAUGCAUUUGGACCGCAUCUGGGGUCUCUCCUUGUUCCUGUCCCUGAGUUUGGGAUGGACGAAGGCUCAGCAGACCAACAACACCAGGCCUGUGUUCCACUGUGGAGGAGACCUGGUGUCAGACUCAGGCUUUGUUGGCAGCGAGGGGUUCCCAAGCUUCUACAAACCCAACAGUAAAUGUACCUGGCGUAUCACCGUCCCAGAGGGAACCGUGGUCAUGCUCACUUUCCGCAUUUUUGACCUUGAGGCCGACUCACAAUGCCGCUACGACUAUCUGGAUAUUUACAACGGCAAUACCAACUUGGUGCAAAAACUAGGUCGCUUUUGUGGAACUUUCCGGCCCGGCGCUCUUAUUUCCACCACAAACACCAUGAUGCUAGAGAUGGCGAGUGAUGGAGAGACGCAAGGCAGAGGGUUUGUGGCCUACUUCAGUGGAGCCAAACCGUACGUAGAUGACGAGCAGUUCUGUGGGGGGAAGAUAACGAAGGCCCAGGGAGAGAUCAAGACGCCCAACUGGCCUGACAAGAAAUACCCUGCAGGAACCAGCUGCUCCUGGCUUAUCACUGUGGAGGCUGAUAUGGUUAUCCAGGUGCUGUUUGAAAAGUUCGUCUUGGAAGCUGACAGCUAUUGCCGGUUUGACUACGUGGCGUUCUUUAACGGCGGAGAGAAAGAUGAUUCGCGGCUGAUUGGAAAAUACUGUGGCGAUCAGGCCCCACAGCCAAUUAUGACCAGCGGCAACGUACUACUGGUACAAUUCGUGUCGGACCUCAGCGUGACAUCUGAUGGAUUCCUCGCCCACUACACCGCCGUCCCACGAGGUACUCAGAUACCAACAUUCAACUCAGGAGCCGGUACGAGGUUCAUCCCUCCAAAACCUGCAGUAAAACCGGCUGCACCCAAACGUCCUGUCGCCACCGUCCGGCCACCCGUCCCCACCUCUAAAUAUAUGCCACCUGGGCCCACCGUGAAACCAAAACCAGUCAAACCCACCAGAGGCCGCGGACAGGGCACCACGGGCCCGGAAAGGAGAGUGCCCAUCACAAGGCCGAAUGGAAAGAGGCCUGUCCCUCAGAAUCCUCUCUGUGCCAAAGCCUGUAAAAGACAGGGAACCAUCAAGACCAGUUUCUGUGCCAGUGAAUUUGUGUUAACCGGUAAAGUGACCUCGCUGGCUCCCGGGCCCAGAGGCACUCUUCUUGUCAGCGUCUCCGUCAUUAAGGCCUACAAGGCAGGUCGACUAAUAAUCGCGCAAGCCGGAGAGAUCAUGUCGGUUAAGCUGGUGUCAACGUGCAAGAAGUGCCCGUUGCUCCGCAGAGGUUCCGACUACAUUAUCAUGGGUCAAGUGGCUGAAGACGGACGUGGUACCCUGCAACACGGUGCAUUCACAGCUCCAUACAAAGCCCCACAUCACAAACUAUUAAUGAACAUCAGCAACCAACCCUGUUAACCUCACACGUCUGUAACAUUCAGAUGACAUAUCAGACACACAAAUCCAGACAUUGCAAUGUGAAAUAUGGACCUAUUAAAGCACAAUAUUACAGAAAAACAUAUCUUCAGUUUUAUCCACUAUUUUUAAAGGAAUACAAAUAUUUUUAUUCAACCACACCUGCCAAACCUAAUGUUUGUAAUUUAUACAUGAAUAAAGGUUUUAUAUCUCUUUCAAA
This is a messenger RNA of Sebastes umbrosus (honeycomb rockfish), 1877 nucleotides long. It is a transcript of the gene pcolcea, whose product is annotated as procollagen C-endopeptidase enhancer a. Bases 215 to 1660 code for a protein of 481 amino acids. Lineage: Eukaryota; Metazoa; Chordata; Actinopteri; Perciformes; Sebastidae. The record is from RefSeq and is a predicted model, not a curated record. The transcript has 9 exons. Gene Ontology annotation, molecular function: protein binding.